CUCUGCCAUCAUGCCAGUCGAGGCGGACGACGACGUCGACAGCAUCUCCACGACCUCGACUUUGUCCAGUGAACAGGAGUCUGAAUAUGAAGUGGAGCAGAUCUUCGCCGAAAAGCGAUUCCCGGAUGGCAUCAAAUAUCUGGUGAAAUGGGCCAAUUACCCCAUGUACCGAUGCUCCUGGGAGCCGGAGCAUUGCUUCAAUACCCCCGGGGCCCUGUUGGACUGGUGCCAGAAGAAAAAAGACGUCCAGGAAGGCAGAGAGGCUCCGUUCGAUCUCGACGAAUGGCAGAACCAACAAGACGCCCGGGAGCAAGCUAGAGCCCAGCGACGCCAACGGAGAGAAGAACAAAGAAGGAAAAACCGGAUUCGUUCCCAGAACAAACGAAAUCGGGCUGCUCUGGAUGCUACGUCCUCUCAUGCUCCAACGUCACGCAUCGCAGCAACCGCCGAGAAACCGGACCUGCACACUCGGGCCCAAUCACCACCGUUGGGUCAACGAGCAAUGAAAACGAGUCCUGCAACAUCUCCUCCUGUCCUCUUUGGAAAUAGUCAGAAAAGCGCCAGCCUCCUACGACUUAAGGAACCCUCUAAUGGCAAGCCCGGUAAACAUUUCAACUUGUCAACCAGGUGGCGCUACGAGAAGGCAAAGACGGAUGAGCCUGCUCCUAAUGCAAAUCAAUUGGAGCUACUUCGGCCGUCGGAAUGGCAUUCUCGACCACUUGCUAAUGCAGCGAAAACCGGUCCCAUUGAGGGUCCAUCUCAGACCGAGAAAGCGGGCGAGUCAUCGAAGCGAAAUGACAGUAGUGUCCCGAAUGUCCAUGUUCAAAAUCCUCAAACCUUGUUGAUGGAUUCCUCUGUAUCAACUGAGCCCUCAUUCGGCCCCGGCAAGCCACCACCCCAGCAAGGAGAUUCCAGCAGAAACUUGGGCCACUCGGGUGAUAGACAAGGGCCGAUUCCAGCGAUGCCAGAGGGCGAACCACUUGUACCCCAAAGGCUGCCCGGUCCCCUGAGUCAUGUCACAUCAAAUCGUAGAUUUUUUAAUCCUGGCGAGGUGCUGGUUGAGUUGUAUUAUGGACCGGAGAAGACAGCAAUCGGAUCAGCCAGACUCUGCGGUCUCACCCCGGCCACCAGAAGCCGAAUCCUGUAUCGCAAAACACAGUAUUCGGUAGAAUUGUGGUUUCAGCAUCUUUGUACGCUCGACGACUAUGAUAGACUUUGUCUCAAUACAUUCAACCAAAAUUAUUGCACCGGUUGGUUCGAAGGAUUCAGGGAUACGGAAAUGAACAUAUCUCGCAUGGCGCAGGAUCUUCGUCGAAGGGACCUGUUGGCGGUUUCUAUUCCUGCUCACGAAUCGCAGAACGUUUUACUUGCUUACCCUCCCGGCUCAAGGGACUUUGACUUCCUCCAGACCAAAUUCAGAGGGCGCGCAGGCUUCUCUCUUUGCCUUACAGCGAGAAGUCAACUAGGCCCGAUUGAACGACUCAACGGUCGUACCAAGAGGAACCAAGCAUUCACAACGAUUGAAUCAAGACCGUCUAUCCCUGGCCCUGUGAAUGAACACCCGUGCCCGACUAAAACGCAAGGGGAAGCCUCAAAUGGUCGUAAUGCAGUUGUUCCCGAAGCACCCGUUUUGCCCCUUCCCCAAGAGCCACACACGAGCGACCCAGCUUUAAUCGACAAGCCGCACGAGAUGCAGGGACCACCCACUGUGAACCCAACCCUAUCACCCUCGACCAGAUUUUCCGACGGCUUUGGAGAGCCCAUGGACCUUGAUCGACCCACUCCUCCCUGGAUGGCCCCACCUAGCACUGUGGCUGACACCGACAAUGAGCAGCGCCUUUCUAAUGACCAGGAAACCGUCGGGUUUGACUUGAUCGACUGGUUUAAGAGGCAGUACGGGGUGACCUUCUCCAUGUUACUCGACUCCAAACAAACUGCCGGCUUCUACGUCAUGUACCCGGGUCAUUUUGGACAAGUCGACGCGCAGUCCGACGCGCAGUGUGAGAUAUUGAUGGCAUUCCUACAAAAGCACACCACACAAACCUAUUCCAGUCGCCAAUCCAAAGACUGGGAGACUUUCACCUUGAUGGAGCGAGGUGUGGCCCUGUUUCACGAGAACUUUGUUGAUUUUGACACCCUGCCCUCAUUGAGUAGCCUCCUUAGAAAGGACAUUACCUUUUGGAGCUUUUCCUUGCAGGCCCCGCACGAUUAUGCCGGUCACCCAGCCCACUUCCAUCGUAUAUUUCCGCAAGGCAAUGUCUUUCUAUUGACAGAGGACGCGAUGCUCGCAAGACCGGAGAGGACAGCCGCCUUUCUAGCCUGGUUCCGCGACAACUUGAAGAAAAAGUUCCCUGGAACUUGGAAACUCAUGGUGCGACCGAACAUCCUGGAGUGGGUGUUAAAACAGUUUGACAAGCAGCAUCCGUCCAAACGGGGAAUAUGGAUUGUAAUUCACCAAUUGAUCAUGGAACUCGGCCUUUCUGCCAAUGCAGACGUCAGCCCGGAAGUCGAUAUUGUGGAGAAUGCCGUUAUUUCGCCGAAUCUCCCAUCUUAUGGCUCUUCCGUGAACGACCAGAGGCCAAACAAUGCUAGCGGCUUGACCGAGGAAACAAGAAGAGCGGACAGGCUUGCCGAGUUUUUCGCGGGCUGGGCCCUUGUUCAACGACAUCAAUAUCGACGCUUUUUCCUUAUUUCUGGAAUCGAACCGCUUGACCGCUGGAAAAGAUGGAAACACGUGAUCACCGACCAACAUUACAGAGGUGUUAUGUCGACUUACAAAAUUGAUUACGGAUUCUACUGGUCUAAAAUUCAAGGCCAAAAGGGAGGGACCGCCACCGAAGAGAGAAUCCAAAACACUCCUCUGGCCUACACCCCACAGACUCCUAGAGCGAGUGGAUUUAGGUCGGAGCAGCCCCUGGCAGCAACUUCUACGACAUACAACUACCCGCAACCAUACCAGUGAAUCUCAUGGAAAUCUCCCAUGCACUUUUGCUCUUCCUAGCGUCUCAUUUUUGAUAGCGUUCUUAUCUCGGGGUUUAUUCAAAAGUUAUUUCGCAGCGAUCAAUACCCCAUUGGCGAUCCUGAAAGUACGUCUGGGGUACAGCCGGGGGUUUUUUUUCUUUUUCUUUUAAAAAAGUCUCAUGAAUCUCAUGUAUCCAGGAAUACAAAGAUAAAAAUGAUUGUCAACCAUUGAAUGUUCUAGUUAAGG
Aspergillus steynii IBT 23096 is the source of this 3208-nucleotide messenger RNA. RefSeq names its product putative Chromo domain protein Chp1p. The transcript is spliced from 4 exons. Gene Ontology annotation, cellular component: pericentric heterochromatin. The coding region runs from base 11 to 2962 and encodes 983 amino acids. Gene Ontology annotation, biological process: chromatin organization; negative regulation of transcription by RNA polymerase II. Lineage: Eukaryota; Fungi; Ascomycota; Eurotiomycetes; Eurotiales; Aspergillaceae. The record is from RefSeq and is a predicted model, not a curated record. Gene Ontology annotation, molecular function: chromatin binding.